Messenger RNA from Oryctolagus cuniculus (rabbit), 1318 nucleotides. It is a transcript of the gene PTGES, whose product is annotated as prostaglandin E synthase. Gene Ontology annotation, cellular component: membrane. Lineage: Eukaryota; Metazoa; Chordata; Mammalia; Lagomorpha; Leporidae. Gene Ontology annotation, molecular function: prostaglandin-E synthase activity. The record is from RefSeq and is a predicted model, not a curated record. Gene Ontology annotation, biological process: prostaglandin biosynthetic process.
CCUCCGUGCUCUCCCGCAGGCGCCCGUCUCACUCUCAGUCCCGCCGCUGCCGCCGCUGCCGCCGCCAUCAUCCGUCCGUCCGUCCUUCCGUCUGUCUGUCCAUCCCGGAGCGCUCCUCGCAGUCAUGCCUGCUCCCGGCCUGGCCAUGACGAGCGGCCAGGCGCUCCCAGCCUUCCUGCUCUGCAGCGCACUGCUGGUUCUGAAGAUGUACGUGGUGGCCGUCAUCACCGGGCAAGUGAGACUUCGGAAGAAGGCUUUCGCCAACCCCGAGGACGCCCUGCGCCACGGGGGCCCCCAGUACUGCAGAAGCGACCCGGAUGUGGAGCGGUGCCUCAGAGCCCACCGCAACGACAUGGAGACCAUCUACCCUUUCCUCUUCCUGGGCCUGGUCUACUCCUUCCUGGGGCCUGAGCCCUCCGUCGCCUGGAUGCACUUCCUCGUCUUCUUCCUGGGCCGCCUGGUGCACACGGUAGCCUACCUGGGGAAGCUGCGGCCGCCCACGCGCUCCGUGGCCUACACCCUGGCCCAGCUGCCCUGCGCCUCCAUGGCCCUGCAGAUCCUCUGGGAAGCGGCCCGCCACCUGUGACCGCCCAGCGCCAGCGCCGCCCGCCACCUGUGACCGCCCAGCGCCAGCGCCGCCCGCCACCUGUGACCGCCCAGCGCCAGCGCCGCCCGCCACCUGUGACGGCCCAGCGCCAGCGCCGCCCGCCACCUGUGACGGCCCAGCGCCAGCGCCGCCCGCCACCUGUGACCGCCCAGCGCCAGCGUCGCCCGCCACCUGUGACGGCCCAGGGCCAGCGCCGCCCGCCACCUGUGACCGCCCAGCGCCAGCUGCUGUGUGAGGGGCCCUGGCUUCCUACUAAGCCGGCUGCUCGCGUGGCCUGUGUGAGCAUGUGUGUGCACGUGUGUAUGUGUGCACAUACAUGUGUGUGCCUGCGUGUUUCUUAGCCCCUUAGAUUCCUGGAUGGAGUGGCCGACUGGGGCCAUUGAGAGACUGCUCUCAGACAAGUAGAAAAUCCUCCACCCCGAGUGAUGGCACAUGCCCCCUCCCCGGGCGUGGCGGAGAGAGACUGCUCAGGACUCCCAGAGCCAGCCCCCGCCCUGGGCGGGACCGCGUGGGCCAACCCCCCGGGCCACUCCAGAGCGCGGUCCAGACUGCGUCCCUAAGAGCGCUGUGGCUCCUUCGAAAUCUGUGAAGUCUGAAAAUGGCAAUUGUCCACCCAGGGGAACCGUGUGCAUGUGUGUGUGCACACCUGUGUCCCAGGCUCCCAUCGGACCACGCGCGUGUGGUUGUCAAUCAUUAAACGGCAGUUUCGGA